CUCCGCCGGGCGGCCCGAAUCUCGCCGGAUGAAGAUCUGGUCUACAAGGGGUGGAGGAUUCCCAAAAAGACUCCGGUAGGGAUGACGAUCUACUGGAUGCUCAUGGAUCCGGCUGUGUUCCCAUCGCCGAGAACGUUUAACCCUGAACGCUGGCUGGAAUGCUCCGAUGAACACCUUGCGGAGAUGCACUGCCACUUCGUUGCAUUCACCAAGGGAUCCAGGAGCUGUAUUGGUAACCACUUAACGUACAUGGUCAUGUAUCACACGAUCGCCUGGUUGUUCCGGCCCGGGGCACCGCGGAUCCAGUUGUACGAGACAGAUGAGAGCCACGUCCUGUCGAGUUACGGAUUAUUUUUUAGUUUGCCCAGGGUUGAUAUACCGGGGGUGAGGGCAUACUUGACAAACAAGUAUGAGGGGUAA
Messenger RNA from Aspergillus brunneoviolaceus CBS 621.78, 420 nucleotides. Its product is annotated as putative cytochrome P450. The record is from RefSeq and is a predicted model, not a curated record. The transcript is spliced from 3 exons. NCBI's taxonomy places the organism in Eukaryota, Fungi, Ascomycota, Eurotiomycetes, Eurotiales, Aspergillaceae. Gene Ontology annotation, molecular function: iron ion binding; monooxygenase activity; oxidoreductase activity, acting on paired donors, with incorporation or reduction of molecular oxygen. The annotation marks the transcript as partial.